CCGGGGUCCCCGGCUCGGGAAACAGCAGCAGGGGCAGGAAAUCGCUGCCCGGAGGGGACCGGAGCGGAGCCCAGCCCGGUUCUCCCCCCCGCGAUCUCGCUGCCCCGAAGGGUCCCCGGCCUGGAUCCCGCCUCCCCCCCAGCAGAGAGCGGGGCCAAAGCCCCGGGGGGAGAUUUCGCCCAGCAGGAUCCCCCGCCCCGGCCGCGAUCCCCCGCAUGGAGCCGGGGGCAGAGGCGAGGGGCCCGGAUCUCCAGGGCUCCCCGGGAAGGGAGAUCCCCAGAGGCACCCGCCCAGGUGCCAGGAAGGAGGAGGAGAAUCCCCAGCAGGAGCCACACAGGCCGUCGCAGAGCCCCGAGCAGGGAGAGGCCAACAGGGCGGGAUGGCACGGGGGAGACCUCCAAGGGGUGGAAAAUGGCUUUGGGCUUCUCAAUAGCAUGUCUGUCCCACAGAGACUGACCAUCUGUGGUCAAUGUGGGAAGAGCUUUAGCCAGUAUUCGGACCUUAUUAAGCACCAGCGGAUCCACACGGGGGAGAGACCCUACAGCUGCUCCCAGUGUGGGAAGAGCUUCAGCCAGAGCUCCCACCUCACCAAGCAUCAGCGGAUCCACACCGGUGAGAGGCCCUACAAAUGCCCUGACUGCGGGAAGGGCUUCAACGACAGCUCCUACCUCCUGCAGCACCGCCGCACCCACACGGGCGAGCGGCCUUACGAAUGCCCAGACUGUGGGAAAAGCUUCGGAGACAAGUCAGGCCUUACCCGCCACCAGAAGGUGCAUCACGGCGAGAGACCCUACAAAUGCCCUGACUGCGGGAAGAGCUUCAGCGACAGCUCCUACCUCAUCCAGCAUCAGCGCAUCCACACGGGCGAGCGGCCCUACAAAUGCACCGAGUGCGGGAAGAGCUUCAGCCGGAACUCACACCUGGUUCAGCACCAGCGGGUCCACACGGGGGAACGCCCCUACAAAUGCGCUGAUUGCGGGAUGAGCUUCAGCCACAGCUCCACCCUGAUCGGGCACCAGAGGACCCACCGUGGCGAUAAGCCCUACAAAUGCCCCCAGUGCAGGAAGAGCUUCCGGCACAAGUCAACCCUGGUGAAGCACCAGCGGACCCACACCGGGGAGCGGCCCUACAGCUGCGCCAAGUGUGGGAAGAGCUUCAGCUGGGGCUCGGCUUUCAUCAAGCACCAGCGCACCCACACGGGGGAGCGGCCCUACCAAUGCACCCAGUGUGGGAAGGGCUUUGGGGACAGCUCGGCCCUGAUCCAGCACCAGCGCACCCACACCGGGGAGCGGCCCUACAAGUGCUCUGAGUGUGGGAAGGGCUUUGGGGACAGCUCCACUCUGAAUCAGCACCAGCGCACCCAUUCGGCAGAGAAACCCUACAAAUGCCCAGAGUGUGGGAGGAGCUUCAUCCUCAGCUCCCACCUUGUCCGGCACCAGAGGGUCCAUGUGGCCUAGAGUCCCCAUGUGAGGACAGUUCUAUUCACUGUUCACAUCUCUUUAGGGACCUUAGAAACCAGACCUCCUUAGAGACCAGAGAGCAGGCCUCUUUAGGGACCAGGCCUCCUUAGAGACCAGAGAGCGAGCCUCUUUAGGGACCAGGCCUCCUUAGAGACCAGAGACCAGGCCUCUUUAGGGACCAGGCCUCCUUAGAGACCAAGGAUCUUGGAGACCUGGGACCAGGACUCCUUAGAAGCCAGGGACCUUAGAGACCAGAGACCAGGCCUCUUUAGGGACCAGGCCUCCUUAGAAACCAAGGGCCUUGGAGACCUGGGACCAGGCCUCUUUAGGGAGACGGAAGCAGGCUCUUUAGGAACCACAUCAGCCCAGAGACCUGAUAUAGUUUUUCCCCUGGCGCAAGGCACAGCCCAUUGCGAUAUGGAUGCAGCGUGUGUAUGGGCGGAAGCGGGGACAGGAAUGACUGAGGGGCCCAUGGGUGGAAAUUAGUUGAAGUGGGGAAGGAAGUGAACGUGGGGGUCCCUUCUGCCCCAGUCAGGAUGGGGCUAUUAGAAAUGCUUAGAGGCCACACGGCAGGGUUCUCAGCCUGGGAUCAUUACCCCACAGAGGGGGUCAUGGUAACCAUACCCCUUCCUUGUUUCUAAGAGGGCGGGUUCCCGGCUAUAUGGCAAUGGUAUCCUGGUAGGGAAAAGGUGAGAAUCCCCAUAAUAGUGAGGGAAUGAUCUCUGAAGGACUUGGGGGCUUUUGUCUGUGCCCGCUCCGGGGUGGGGUGGGGGUAGGGGGACCUGUUCCUUCGUUCCCCUGGAACUCCACAGCUCUGGGCCUCACUCUCUGCUCCUUCCCCUCUCCCGGGGGCUGGGGAUGGGGCGGGUUAGGGACUCAUGGGGAGGGGUGAGUGAGGCUGCUGGAAACUGGAGGGGGCUGCUCUCAGAGGCCAGACAGAUGUAUUCUCCCAUACGGCUGGGCGGGGGGUGAGGGAGUGCAUAAUCUCCUUCUCCCUGGUGGUGUCUCCAGUGCCUGGCUCCUCUUUCCACGGUGCACAGAGUCCAGUGGCACCUGGAGAACAUCCGUUCCUGCGCUUGGUGCAGCUGACAUCCAGCCAGCCCCACCCGUGGCUCUCGGUUCCCAGCAGGCACCUGGAUCCCACCCUCCUGCUGUCUUUGGUGAUGAUCCAGUCUCCUAUGGUGUUAGUCAAUUGUAUCUGUAGGAAAUAAACUUCCCCACCGGGAUCUGCCUCCUCCUGUCUCUGUGGUGAGGGCCCUGUCUCAGGGCUCAACAUGGCCCUGGACGUGUUCUUCUCGCCUGCAGGGAAGCUCAGAAGCUGCUUGGGCUCCCAGUUAUCACGAUUUGCCGCUCUGAUCCCGACAUAAACCCCUGCAGAACGCCGUCUUGUCUUGCUCAGUAUCGGCUUCAUGGUAGGUGUGGCUCCCAGCUUCCUCCUGUCCUGCCUGACCUCUGGCUGAAGCCCGCCCCUCCCCAGCCUUUCUCUGAGGGCUCAGAGAAUCAUAGCGAUGUAGGGCUGGAAGGGGCCUCGAGAGGUCAUCAGGUCCAGCCUCCUGCGCAGAGGCAGGACCGAGUAACGCUAGACCAUCGCUGAAAGGUGUUUGUCCAACCUGUUCUUAAAAACUUGCAAUAUUGCAGAUUCCACCACCUCCCUAGGAAACCUCUAACCUAUCCUACAUCUCCCUUGCUGCAGAUUAAGCCCAUUACUUCUGGUCCUACCUUCGGUGGACAUAGCAAAGAAUUGAUCAGUGUCCUCUUUGUAACAGCCCUGAACAUAUUUGAAGACUGUUAUCAGGUCCCCCUUCAGCCUUCUUUUCUCAAGAUUAAACAUGCCUGUUUUUUGUAACCUUUCCUCAUAAGUUCUCUAAACCUUUCAUUAUUUUUGUUCCUCUCCUCUGGAUUCUCCAGUUUGUCCACAUCUUUCCUAAAGAACUGGGCACACUUCUCCAGCUGAGGCCUGUGCUGAAUGCCGUUGGACCCCGGGGGCAGAACCAGCCCCUGAGAAAUGAUCACAAUAGGGAGCCCUUACCCUCUGCUCCCACUCAACUCCCAUUUCCGACUGCCACAGAACCCUCCUGGCUACAACCUUCACCUGAACCGUUUUUUCCCCCACGAAAAGUGCAGAUUUUUGCAACAUUUCACAAAUUCAUAUUGGUUUCACCAAAUUGUUGAUUUAGGACAAAACAAUCUGAAAAAUUCAAAUGUAUAGUUUUGAUAUUUUCUAAAUGAAACAUUUUGAUUUUUUUUGGUUCAAACCAACUUUUGGAUUUCCAAAUUUCCUUCAAUUUCAUUAAACUCCAAUUCAAAAAGAUUUAAAAAAAAU
Molecule: messenger RNA, 3783 nt
Organism: Mauremys mutica (yellowpond turtle)
Lineage: Eukaryota; Metazoa; Chordata; Testudines; Geoemydidae
Product: zinc finger protein 629-like
Exons: 2
Coding region: 216-1457 (413 amino acids)
Biological process (GO): regulation of transcription by RNA polymerase II
Molecular function (GO): DNA-binding transcription factor activity, RNA polymerase II-specific; RNA polymerase II cis-regulatory region sequence-specific DNA binding
Source: RefSeq, a predicted model, not a curated record